This is a messenger RNA of Helobdella robusta, 1260 nucleotides long. RefSeq lists its product as hypothetical. The transcript is spliced from 2 exons. Bases 1 to 1260 code for a protein of 419 amino acids. The record is from RefSeq and is a predicted model, not a curated record. NCBI's taxonomy places the organism in Eukaryota, Metazoa, Annelida, Clitellata, Rhynchobdellida, Glossiphoniidae. Gene Ontology annotation, biological process: regulation of DNA-templated transcription. Gene Ontology annotation, cellular component: super elongation complex.
AUGGCUCCGUCAGCUUCUAUUUUUCAAGCAGCGAGAAACAUUGACAGAAGAACGAUUGAGGUGAGCGUAGAAAUUGGACACAAGGCAGCAGUGAGGAGCCUCCCAACGAAGGAAGGAUGCACGCACGACUGGAUUUUGUACGUGAGGACUGACCAGGAUCAGUUCGUUGAGAAAGUUGAAUUCAACCUCCAUCCGUCCUUCAAGAAGCCGAGAAGAGUUGUUAGAAGCGCGCCAUUCCAGGUUGUUGAAUGUGGUUACGGAGGCUUCCGCAUGUCGAUCGUCGUCCACUUCAGAGUGAACAACCAGCGACAGCCCGUUCCAUUUGAUUAUUAUUUGUUCCUGGGCGAUGCAGUGGUCUCCAAUAAUGUCCUGCAGAAGGUCUCAAUCCUAUCAGGCACUCUUGAAAACUCAAAACCUCCUGCGAAGAAGAAACCCGGCAGGCCAAAGAAAUGUGCAACAACAGAUGAAGCUCAACUAGUGAACAAAUUCGAAAGCCUACCAGCUCGUUCAACGAGAUCAACGUCUUCAAAAUUGUCGUCAUCAUCAUCACCAACAUCUUCAAUGUCUAGUUCAUCGUCAACAGAAUCUAUUCCCUCAUUAUCAACAUCGAACUUAUCAUCAUCAUCAUCUUGCAUGGGAUCAUCAGCAGCAGCAGCAGAACCAUCUCCAUCGCGAUCAUCAUCGUCAUACUCCUCCGACAGCUCUCAGGAAAUAAACAGCACAACAUCAUUUGUGGAAUUUCUCAAUAAGCACGAGCAACUUACUUCAACACCAACUAAAUCAAACAACACAACCAACAACAACGUCAUCAAAAACAAUGUCAUCAACAACAACAUCCCGACCAACUGUAACCAAAACUCAACUAAUGCUCACCAGCCAGGCAAGAAACACUUGAGAUUCAACCCAUCUCUGGAGGAGUGCAGGUACUUCUCAGAAGAUGAUGUUGUCCACGCAACCAACGACACAAACAACAACAAAUCCACACACAACUGCACAAAACACACAACAACCGACAACAAAAUAAACAAAGCUCCCAAAACAACCACAAAACCAGCAGUUGUUGAUGGACACAAACUCAACGAGCUAAUGAAACUGCAGAACAUCUUGAUGUCGAUAACAGAUAGGAAGCUGAUGAAGAGAAUCGUGAAGAUGAUCCACAGAGCUGGUUGCUUAGACAUCCAACAGACCACGUACAACUUCGAUCUCGUGCUCCUCGAUGAUGACACCAUUGAGAACAUUAAACAGUGCAUUGGUCUAUGA